CAGUUUCCGGUGCGCCAUUUUAAGCUGUCUGGCGCAAGUUCCACUGGGAAGAUGGUGGGUGAAACUGGUUGAGUUUUUGCGGUUUGCCAAAUAUGAGUUUCAUGUCAAUAACCGAAACACGUCGCGGCUGUUGAUUGUGCUAAAAGCUCGGCGGUGUGUUGAGGCGCUGUGCGCGAGGAGGAGAUGUCUGCCGAAGUCCUCAGACCCGGGCCGGUGGCCGGUGGAGGCAGUAAGCUAGGUGAGCUGAUCGGGAAGCUCCAUGAGUACUUGGCAGCAGCCACGGAAGACAAGACUGAACCUACUUUACCCGGACACUGGAAUGGAACCACGGCCAAAGAAUACUUGGAGCAGCAGGCUCACGCCCAGUCCAGUGGCCCCUCAGAAGUGGGAAUGUUGUCGUCAUCUCGUUCGAGAAGGAAACCGGCUGUUGUCACCAAACACAGCGGGAUGAACGAGUCAGACACUUCGUCUGAGAGUGGAGCAGAAGAUGGAAUGUCUGACCACUCCAGCGACCCAGACACCAACUUCCUACCCAAAGGAACUGUAUUUGUGCUGCCGGAGCCGGUGGGUAAUGAAGCUCGUGAUGAUUUCCGUGGUCCAGAAUUCCGCAGCAGACGCGUUUACAAGCAGCACAGGGACGGUGGUGACAGACGCAGAGGAGGAUAUGAGAUGGAGAGGGUAAACUGCACAGCGUGUGGUCAGCAGGUGAAUCAUUUCCAGCGUGACUCAGUCUACAGGCACCCUAUGCUCAAAGUCCUCAUCUGCAAGAGUUGUUUUAAGUAUUAUAUGAGUGAUGACAUCAGCAAAGAUUCAGAGGGGAUGGACGAGCAAUGCAGGUGGUGUGCAGAGGGAGGCAGUCUGAUUGGCUGUGAUUACUGCAGUAAUGCCUUCUGUAAGAAGUGUGUUCUGCGUAACCAGGGGAGGAAGGAGCUGUCCACCAUCCUGGAGGAAGAGAGGAAGUGGUACUGUUAUGUGUGCAGUCCCGAGCCAUUGGUGGAGCUGGUUUUGGCCUGUGAUUCAGUUCUAGAGAACCUAGAGCAGGCUCAGAAACGAGCCUCCCGUACUGAGCCAAACUCAGUCCGGGGUAGGUCUAAUAAGGGUGGUCGUGGUGUGGCCUAUCUGAUGGGGGCAGGAGGCGGGCCGGUGCCCUCUGCAGGCCUUUACCAGCGAAUGCAGCGGUUUGUAGAUGUUACCACAUCUCUGAGCCAUUCCUUCAAGGCAGUCGUUCAAACUGAAAGAGAGGAGCAAGGAAACCAAGAAGAGAGAAUUGGGCAGCUAAGGAUGUUCCGUGCUGUGCUGGAUGAUCUGCAAGCUGCCAACAGUACAUUACAGGAAUCCCUAGACCAUGAGCUGACUGGGUCCAAACGUGCCUGUGGAGUUGAAAGGCAUAAGCCAAAAGGGAAGGGCAGACAGAAAAAGGGAAUGUCAUCACAGAGCCCAGGACUCACUAAAAAGCUGGUGGUUAAACUCACUCCUGUACCGGUUAGCCCACAACCCAUCAGCAGUACGUGUCUUUCCAUUCAUCCAUCACCUGACAGACAAAAGAUAAAGAGUGGGGUGACAGAUGGAGCACUGGAAGAAAGGGGGACAGUGGUGGAGAUAGAAAAGGGGAUGGAAAUGGAGGGAAUGGCUGAGAGAGGAGAAGAUGUGGAAAAAUAUUGUGAUAACCAUGACGAGGAGGAGGAGGAGGAGGAAGAUGAUGAUGAGGAGGAGGAGGAGGAAGAGGACCAGACUGACCAAAAAAAUGUGUCUCUAUCAGAGGAGAAUAAACGUUCUCCACGUGUGAAAACCACACCACGUCGGCGGAGGACGAACCCGAGCACCACAGCUGAGCACGCUGGUUUAGCUGAGGAUGACUCUGAUUCUGACGAGGUGCCUGAAGUGUUGCUCCAGACCGCUGCUGCCAUGGCGAACAGCGAGGAAGAGGGUUUGGUAGGUAGCAGUUGGGACGGGGAUGAGGUAAACCAGCACGUCAGAAAGCAGUGUCUCUUCGGACUGGUAAAAACCACACCUCCGGACAGAGGCUCUCGUAAGCGGAAUCUCAAAGAGAGAUCUUCAUCAUCCUCAUCAUCCUCUUCUGCGUCUUCAACGAGGGGCUCCCAGGACCAGGGGUCAACAGUCAGAAUUACCAGGGGAAGAGCCCACAAAGUUUCCAGGAUGUCAGGACAGAGUGGGAGUUCGUCAAGUGAGGUGGGAGGACAGGAACUGGAGAGUGGGCAGAGCAGUGACUCUGACGAUCAGAGGAUCAAACCGCUGACAGAGGGCGUCACAUUGCUGGGCUCUGGAAAUUUCCAGCAGUCUUCCGGUGAUGAGAUGGACAUCCAGCCAGGUCCGUCUUUGUCUGUGGAGGACGAUGAUUUAGAAAAUAGAAUUGCGAAGCAGAUUCUGCUGGCUCAGAUCAGAGCUAAUCUCUCCUCUGCUUCUGAGCUGGAUGCCAGCUCAGAUGAGCAAUCAGAGAGCAUGAGAGAAGAGCAGAAGAAGAGCAAGACCAGAACAUCAGAGACAACAGAAGAGGAAGAUAACGAUUGCUCAGAUUGCAGUGGGUCACAGUCAGGGUCACGGCACCAGCACCGAUUGCUGCGACAUGGUCUUACCUUAUCAGAGACAGAAGCAAAAAGACAAAAGCAAGAGGUGAAGAAAAAGAGAGAAAGAGAAGUCCAAGAAUCAGAAUGUGUUAUUGUGAGUAGUGAUGAAACAAGCGUAUCGAGCGGCAUGUAUGAUGAACUCAGCCAUUCAGAGUGUGAGGAAAUGGGGUCCCAGUCGCCCACUCAUAAUGAGGAGUUUCAGAGUCCAUCGCGCACACCUGACAAGAGCACCACUGCUAAUAAUGAUGUCUCUCCAACCUCUGAGGAGCAUUUGAGGGGCACCCCUCGAGGGCGGAGGCAGAUCAGACGGCUUCUGGAGGUGGAUCAGCUGGCCCAGGAGACACAGAGCGCUCUGAAAGAAGAGGAGGAGCGCAGGAGGAGAUUAGCAGAGAGAGAAAAACGGAGAUUGGAAAUUGAGAGGAGAGAACGAGAAGAUGCAGACCCAGAGGUCAUCUUAGUGUCUGAGAAACCGGCUCAUAGCUUCACACCAUUGGUUCUUGAGCAAGAUGAUGUAACACAUAAGCCUGUGCUGCAAGUGCACAUGCACUUUCUGAGCAAACUCAAACCACACCAGCGAGAGGGUGUGCGGUUCAUGUGGGACUGCUGUUGUGAAUCCAUACAGAGUGUGAAGACGACUCCAGGUUCUGGCUGUAUUCUGGCCCACUGCAUGGGCCUGGGAAAGACCUUUCAGGUCAUUGUGUUCCUUCACUCAGUGCUGCUGUGUAAAGUGCUGCCACUGAACAGAGCUCUGGUGGUUUGUCCUCUCAACACAGUGCUGAACUGGAAGAGCGAGUUUGACCAGUGGCAUAGGGGCUUAAGACCCAACAUACUGAGGGUGGCAGAGCUGGCCAUGGUGAAGUCUGUGGCUGUUCGUGUUGAGCUGUUGAAUGACUGGUUUACGAAUGGUGGCGUAAUGAUCAUGGGUUAUGAGGUUUUUCGUACACUGACACACACAGAUAGUGCGAAAUACAGUGAACACAAAGAAGCCCUCCGCUCAAUGCUCCUGGAUCCAGGCCCUGAUCUGGUGGUAUGUGACGAGGGUCAUGUCCUUAGGAAUGCGGACUCCAGCAUCUCAAAAGCCAUGCGAGUUCUACGGACACGUAGGAGAAUCAUAUUGACGGGAACACCGCUUCAAAACAACCUUACUGAGUAUCACUGCAUGGUGAACUUCAUUAAGGAGAAUCUGCUGGGCUCUCUAAAGGAGUUCCGGAACCGUUUUAUUAAUCCAAUUCAGAACGGUCAGUGCGCAGACUCCACCCCUGCUGAUGUCAGACUCAUGAAGAAUAGAUCGCACAUCCUCCAUCAAUUAAUGUCAGGAUUCAUACAGAGGCGGGACUACUCAGUCUUGAUGGCCUGUUUGCCACCAAAGCACGAGUAUGUGCUGUCAGUCAGGAUGACGUCUCUGCAGUGUCAGUUAUACACACACUAUCUGCAGAACUACACAGGGAAAGGAGUAGGUGUGAACAAUUUGUUUCAGGACCUUCAUGUUCUGAGUUUGAUAUGGACCCAUCCCUGGUGUCUUAAACUUGCUCAGCUGAACAGGAAUAAGGGGAAAGAGGAAGAGCCUGCUCCUGUCUUCACAGGUCUGGGUGCAGGUUUGGUGAGCGAUUCUGUAGGGUAUGACUCUGAAGGGUAUGCUGUGUUUCUUAUCAGAUUUGAAUAUUUCCUGUACCACUAAUGUGCUUCAUGCUUUUGUAAAAUAUCAGACAUCAAAGCUAGAGUAACUCUGAAUUGAAGAACAAAAAGACAUUUGUCUUUGUAAACAAUGUAAAUUAAAAGCAUUAUAGAAUAUUUUGUUUUGGAAGCAAUUGGUAAAUGUGAGACUGAUACGUGCAGGGCCGGCGCGUGCAUAUAGGCGAACUAAGGCGGCAGCACAGUCAGGGCGGCAAAAAGGACAGAGAUUUUAGUUUAUCUUUUGGGCAUUCUUUGGAAUUAUUGCACUCAUAUCAACAAGUUAUCACCCCUUAGUUAUUCUAACUCUAAAUUAACUUAGCUUCAUAGUAAUGCCGCUCCCGCGCUGUGCCCCACCUGAGCGGCGUCAAUAUCACAUGCAAACCACCCUCAUGUACUUCCAUAAAUGUCAUCAAAAUUAAUAAAACUAUCCGGACAUGAAUGACCUUUGCUACUGGUGAUGUCUGAUGAGUUUUAAAGCCCGACACGCGCUUCUGAACGGUAAGAUUAUAGCCUACUGUGAGAGAAAAUGUGGGGGAGACACAGGUGGAUACAUCCAAAAAAACAAAACAAAACAUGGUUUUGGACCAAAACCGUAUUUUUUUUUUUAGCA
Molecule: messenger RNA, 4869 nt
Organism: Sinocyclocheilus anshuiensis
Lineage: Eukaryota; Metazoa; Chordata; Actinopteri; Cypriniformes; Cyprinidae
Product: transcriptional regulator ATRX-like
Exons: 25
Coding region: 184-4263 (1359 amino acids)
Cellular component (GO): nucleus
Molecular function (GO): ATP binding; ATP hydrolysis activity
Source: RefSeq, a predicted model, not a curated record